This is a messenger RNA of Penaeus vannamei (Pacific white shrimp), 2009 nucleotides long. The record is from RefSeq and is a predicted model, not a curated record. NCBI's taxonomy places the organism in Eukaryota, Metazoa, Arthropoda, Malacostraca, Decapoda, Penaeidae.
AUGAAGGUAGAUCUGAACAGUGGUUUGAGAUUCUUUGGAAGACCAUCUGUUGACAAGAUACACCAGUGCCCAUACUGUGCUCAUACCAGUUUGCGGAGAGAUAACAUGGUCAUGCACAUACGCACCCAUACAGGGGAAAAGCCCUUUGCUUGCAAUCAGUGUCCCUUUCGUUCUUCUACCAGAUUUGUUUUGAAAAACCACAUCAGAACACAUACUGGAGAAAAGCCAUAUUCAUAUUGUCUCAAUAAUAUGUGUCAUAAAAAUCAUGGUGCCGAAAAUAUUGGCAGUGGGUUUGUAAGUAGCCAACAUCCAGGGUGUGUAGUGCACACGAACACCUGUGAGCGCGGCCAGGAAUACGAUGCGCAGCAUGGAAAUGGUACCCUCCCUGGAGGCGGCGCUCUUCGAGUCAUGGCUUAUAGGUUAGUGCACUCAUGGGGAGUUUUUUCCAUCAGCCAGGCCUUUGCAUGUUCAUGUCACCCAAUCCUUGGCCAUUUUGCCCGAUUAAGACAUAUUCAUGUCACCUGGCUUUCAACACAGAUUUUACAAGACAGGGACCAUAGUGUCUUCUGGAUCAUAGGGGUUAAUAUUGUUUACAUACAGAUGACAGCACAAGUGAGACUGAACUAUGAGGGAACGAGGAAUAGCGGAAGGCGAGCUGUCGGCAAGGUGCACCACUGUCCUUACUGCACAUAUUCCACUGUUAAGAAAGACCAUAUGACAAAGCAUAUAAGAGUUCACACUGGAGAGAAACCUUUUUCUUGUUCUUACUGUCAAUAUAGUGCAACAACUAAAGAAAAUUUAAUGCAACACAUUAGAACUCAUACAGGAGAAAAACCAUUUGCUUGUCCUCAUUGCUCAUACAGUGCUACAAAGAAAGACAAACUUAAGCAGCAUAUAAGAACUCAUACUGGAGAAAAACCUUUUGCUUGCCCACAUUGCCCUUUUCGCUGCUGUUCUAUGGUUACUUUAAAGAAUCAUGCUCAAGUUCACACCUAUCGCCACUGGUGCACAACUAUUAGGCAUUCCCGACAGGUGGAAGAGAACAAUGAUGACUCGAGGAACGGAGGGAGAGGAGCCGUCACCAAGGUGCACCAGUGUCCGUACUGCAAAUAUGCCACUGAUAGGAAAGACCACAUGACAAAGCAUAUUCGAACUCACACUGGAGAGAAACCCUUUACCUGUCAAUACUGUACUUACAGUGCCACAACAAAAGAUAAACUGAUACAGCAUCUGCGCACCCAUACUGGAGAGAGACCAUUUUCAUGUCCUUACUGCUCUUACUCUGCCACAAAGAAAGACAAGUUAAGGCAGCACAUUCGCAUCCAUACCGGAGAAAAGCCAUUCCCAUGUCCACAUUGUCCAUAUCGGUCAACCACAAAAGCAACAUUAAACAACCAUAUGAAAGUCCAUGCUGAUCUAAAAGAUUAUUUAUUGGGUGUGAAUGGAGAUGCAUUUUAUAAAUAUUUCUUAGCCUUUUUUGGCCUAAAUAAUAGGCAUUCCCGACAGGUGGGAAGUGAUGGUUCGAAGAAUAGCAGCAGAGGAGCUGACGGCAAGGUGCACAAGUGUCCCUACUGCACAUAUUCCACAGAUAGGAAAGAUCACAUGACAAAACAUAUUCGUACUCAUACAGGAGAGAAACCAUUUACCUGUCAAGACUGUCCCUAUAGUGCAACCACAAAAGACAAAUUGAUACAGCAUCUGCGUACUCAUACCGGAGAAAGGCCAUUUACUUGUCCCUAUUGUUCAUAUUGUGCAACUAAAAAGGACAAAUUGCAUCAGCACAUACGUAUCCACACUGGAGAGAAACCCUUCUCUUGUCCAUAUUGCCCAUUCAGAUCAUCCACCAAAAAUACCAUGAAUAAUCAUAUCAGAAUCCACACUGGGGAAAAACCAUAUUCAUGCACACAGUGCCCAUAUCGAGCUUCACAAAGGUCAGCAUUGUUAUGCCAUAUGGCAAGACAUAAAAAGUAACUUGUUUAUUAUUUCCCAUUGUCUUCCCCCUUCUUUGG